Messenger RNA from Metopolophium dirhodum (rose-grain aphid), 685 nucleotides. RefSeq lists its product as uncharacterized. The record is from RefSeq and is a predicted model, not a curated record. NCBI's taxonomy places the organism in Eukaryota, Metazoa, Arthropoda, Insecta, Hemiptera, Aphididae. The transcript is spliced from 4 exons. Bases 131 to 643 code for a protein of 170 amino acids.
UGACGUAUUUUGAUUUUUCGGCUUUCGUUUAACACACAUAUUUUAUUCAUAGUCGAGUAAGAUAGUUAACUGCAUUAAUAUUAUUAAUUUAAUAUAGUUGUGCGUGUAAUCGUGUUCGUCAAAUAAUAUUAUGGACGCAUCUAACCACGGAUCCGUUAAGGAUAUGGGAGACAUAGGUGAAGUGCUACGCGACGUGUCUGAUUUGUCACCUGAAGAUUUGAGAAAACAGAACAGAAAUCUACAGAAAUUUUUAGUUAAAGUGAUUGACUUGUUAAAAGAAAAAGCCGACCGAUGCGUCACACAAGAAAAACACAUUGAAGCGCUCACGUUACAAACGAGUUCAUUGAAAGAAGUCGUGGACAUCACGAAGCACAUGUUGGCUAUUCGUAACACAGAAGUGAAUCGUAUGACGGAAGAUUUGGAAAGCCUUCAAGGAAAAAUCAACGCGGAGAGAAGUCGUCACAGUGCAAUAAUUGAAAAAAUGAAUUUAGCUGCGAAAUUAAACGACGAACUGAGAUCUGAAUAUAAACAACAAUCAGAACGUUUUGAAAAUAUGCGUGUUAAGUAUGACGAAAAGUUUUCAAUACUUUCGGAAGAAAAUAAAAGAUUACAAGAUGCAUUACCCACCGAAACGACUGAUUGAAGAACUUUUCUAAAUUCUAACUAUCUAAUUUUAAUAUUUUUC